This is a messenger RNA of Culex pipiens pallens (northern house mosquito), 3122 nucleotides long. RefSeq names its product exosome complex exonuclease RRP44 (gene Dis3). Gene Ontology annotation, cellular component: nuclear exosome (RNase complex); cytoplasmic exosome (RNase complex). Lineage: Eukaryota; Metazoa; Arthropoda; Insecta; Diptera; Culicidae. The transcript has 3 exons. Gene Ontology annotation, molecular function: RNA binding; endonuclease activity; 3'-5'-RNA exonuclease activity. The coding region runs from base 95 to 3022 and encodes 975 amino acids. Gene Ontology annotation, biological process: rRNA catabolic process. The record is from RefSeq and is a predicted model, not a curated record.
UCCAAACCCGGCGAUUCGUCAACACGCGUGUCUCUGCAGCAACGUAAACAAACACGGAUUGCCCUCGAAUUUCAGCGCAACUGACCAGGCCAAGAUGCUCACGAACCGGGUGUUUAUGAAGAAAACCCGAAAGGGCGGAAUAAUCAAAGUUGUUCGCGAACACUAUCUCCGGGAUGACAUCGCGUGCGGAAUCGGUUCCUGCGGGUUGUGCUCUACGUCGGAGGGCCGAACGCUGCUGGACGAGGCACCUCAGCCGGGCAGCACCGCAUUUACGGCGCCACACUAUUUGAUGCUGGACACGAACAUCAUUCUGUAUCAGAUCGAUUUCCUCGAGUCGGAAGCAAUCCGGAACGUGAUCGUGCUGAGCACGGUGUUGGACGAGGUGCGGCACAGGAGUCCGGUGAUUUUCAAGCGGUUGAGGAAGAUUCUGGCGGAUCCGGGAAGGAAGUUUUUCACGUUUGUGAACGAGCACCAUCGGGACACGUAUUUGAGCAAAGGCGUUGGAGAGUCGGCGAACGAUCGGAACGACCGGAUGAUUCGGAGAGCGGCCGCGUGGUACGGGAAGCAUAUGCUGGAGGACAACGCGAAGUGUAAGGUGAAGGUGGUGGUGCUGUCCGACGAUGCGGAGAAUCGAGCCAAGGCCAAGAAGGACGGAUUGCUGGUUUCUUCGGUGGCGGAUUACGUCGGUUCAUUAAGCGGACAUCCGGAACUGCGGGACAAGGUGUUUAAUGCGGAAAAGUGGCAAGACGAAUCGAGGAUUAUCUUUCCGGCGCAUUUGACUGCGUCGCAGAUUCACGAGGGGAUUAAGAAGGGAGACUUUCUUCAGGGAAGCUUCUUCGCUUCGAGGGACAACUUUUUGGAGGGAAACGUACGGGUUGAGGCGUAUGAAGAACCGGUUUUGAUUCAAGGAAGGUUGAAUUUGAACCGUGCCGUUGAUGGAGACGUUGUGGCGGUUCGAAUGCUGCCGAAGAGUGAGUGGAAAUGUCCCAGCAAGGUGGUUUUGGUUGAUGAGCAGAACGUGGACGAUGACGCUGCCAUGGAAGUGGCCGAUCCGGAGUUUGAGGAAGAUUCCGGUGAGGAGAAGACUCCGACGGCCGCGGUUGUUGGUAUUAUCAAGCGCAAAUGGCGCCAGUAUUGUGGCAUUUUGGCCGCGAAUCCGUUGGCGCAAUCGACGCGGCAUUUGUUCGUUCCUUCGGAUAGGAAUGUGCCGAGAAUUCGGAUUGAAACGCGUCAAUCGGCGACCCUCAUCUCGCAACGGAUUGUGGUGGCGAUUGACUACUGGCCAAGGCAUUCCAAGUAUCCGAUUGGACAUUUUGUGCGUGCGUUGGGUGGAAUCGGCGAGAAGGACACCGAGAACGAGGUGAUUUUGCUGGAGCACGACGUUCCACACGGAAGUUUCUCCGAAGAGAUCAAGAGUCAGCUGCCGAAACUGCCUUGGACCGUUGAGCCUGAGGAGUACAAGAAGCGAGUUGAUUUGCGGGACAUAACAAUCUGCUCGGUUGAUCCGCCCGGUUGUACCGAUAUUGACGACGCGCUGCAUGCGCGGAGAUUGGCCAACGGGAAUAUCGAAGUUGGUGUUCACAUUGCGGACGUGACGCAUUUCAUCAAACCCGGAACUCCGCUGGACAAAGAAGCCUCCCUGCGAGCUACCACGGUCUACCUCGUCGAUAAGCGAAUUGACAUGGUUCCGGACGUGUUGAGUUCUAAUCUGUGCUCGCUUCGUGGUGGCGAAGAACGACUUGCCUUUUCGUGCAUUUGGGAGUUGGACGACGAAGCCAACAUUCAAAAUACGCGCUUCCACAAGUCGGUCAUCCAGUCGAAGGCUGCCCUGACCUACCAGGAAGCUCAGCUGAUCAUCGACGACCCAUCGCAGACAAACGAAACCGCACAAUCCCUCAGGCUGCUCAACACUCUCGCUAAAAUCUUGAAACGUCGCCGUAUCGACAACGGUGCCCUCGUGCUGGCCUCGCCGGAAAUUCGCUUCAACAUUGACAGCGAAACGCACGAUCCGAUCGACGUGGUCGCUAAAAAGCUGAUGGACACCAACUCAAUGGUGGAAGAAUUCAUGUUGCUCGCAAACGUUUCCGUGGCCGAGAAGAUCCACCAAGAGUUCCCCGAGUACGCCCUGCUCCGAAGACAUCCCUGUCCGCCGGAAGCCAACUUUGAACCACUCAAAAAAGCCGCGUCCUAUCAAGGCUUCGAAAUCAUCACCGACAGCGGCAAGCAGCUCGCAACCAGCCUGGACGAAGCCGUUAAACCGGACAACCCUUACUUCAACACCCUGCUCCGUAUCCUCACCACCCGUUGCAUGAUGCAAGCCGUUUACUUCAUCAGUGGAACCAUCCAACAAGCGGAAUACUUCCAUUACGGUCUCGCCUCCCCAAUCUACACCCACUUCACCUCGCCGAUCCGUCGUUACGCGGACGUCAUCGUGCAUCGUCUGCUCGCGGCCUGCAUCGGCGCGGACGCCACCUACUCCGCCCUGCUGGACAAACAAAGCACCUCCCAGCUGUGCAACAACCUCAACUACCGCAACCGGAUGGCGCAGUAUGCGGGCCGAGCCUCGGUCGCCCUGCACACCCAUCUGUUCUUCCGCGAUCGCACCGAAGACGAGGAGGGUUACAUUCUGUUUGUCAAGAAGAACGCCAUCCAGGUCAUUAUUCCCAAGUACGGCCUCGAGGGCACAAUCUACGUGGCCGGCCGGAAUCAGGAGACGCUGAAAAACAAACCCACCUUCGUGUACAACGAAGAAACUCAAACGCAAAGCUGUGGCUCGGUUGAAUUCCACGCGUUUGACAAGAUCGUCGUACGGUUGAGUCUAGAUUCCACGAACGUGCAGCACCAGCGGCUGGUGUUUGAACUGGUGCAGCCGUACAUUGAAGGAUUCAGCGUGGAGGCGCUGGGCAAGGAUGGCGGAGAGGACAAGGCGGUGGCCAAGAGGAAGAGUGGUGGCGCCGACGUGGAACAUCAGGAGAAAAGUGCCAAAAAGAGCAAGAAAGAUGGCAAAGGAAAGAAGAAGUAAAAUGGAUGGACAACUAUUGAAAACAUGAUUUUUUGUGCUUGGAUGGACGGAAUCCAAGAACGUUAGUUUUUAAUUAAUAAAAAUAAUCAAAUAAGUGAAA